AAGUUUUUCCAGUUAAAACUAAGCCAAAUUAAACACUAGAUAUAUACUAUGAGCCAAAUUACAAAACAAAAUUUGAAUGGAACUUUUAUUCAAAUUGAAAUCUUGAAUGAAAAACUUAUAAAACCAUCAUUAUCAACUCCAAGUCAUCUCAAUUGCUACAAGUUAUCAUUUUUUGAUCAAAUUGCACCUAAUUUUGCUGUGCCUCUUCUUUACUUCUACCCUCCAGUUCCACCAGAAAAAUCCCACCUACAACGCGCCGAAGAAGUUCAUAAACAACUACAAAACUCACUGUCUCAGGUUCUAACAAAGUUUUAUCAACUUGCUGGAAGGUUGUCUGAAGAUGGUACUUCCAUUGAAUGUCAUGACCAAGGAGUUAUUUACUUAGAAGCAAAGGUGAAUUGCCAAUUGAAUGAAUUUCUGGACAAAGCUUACAAAGAUAGUGACCUUGUCAAACUCUUUGUACCACCGAUAAGAAUCAGGCUAGCUGAAUUGCCAAAUAGACCAAUGAUGACAAUUCAGGCCACCAUGUUCGAACAUGGUGGCCUGGCGCUAGCCGUGCAGAUAGUCCACACAUCAGGUGAUGGAUUCUCUGGUUGCGCGAUCACCGAUGAGUGGGCUAAGGUUAAUCGAAUGGAGAAAGGGAAUGUGAGAAAUUUACAAUUUCGUUCUAAUUUGGCGGAAGUAUUUCCACCUAAGGAUAAUAUUUUUGAGAUGAUUAAGAAAGGCAGGCCUAGAGGAUAUGAGAUGAAAAUUUCUACUAGGAUUUUCAUGUUUGAUGAAAUUGCAAUAUCUAAGUUGAAGGAAAAUGUGAACAAGUCUUUGAAUUAUUCAUCAAGAGUUGAAGUUGUGACUGCACUCAUUUGGAGAAGCCUAAUGCGUGUGGUGAGGUUGAGGCAGGGUCACAAUAGGCCGUCCAUGCUACAAUUUGCCAUAAAUUUAAGAGGAAGAGGAUCUCCAAAACUAGUAGGCGAAGAUCAGAACUUUUAUGGAAACUUCUACCUUGACAUUCCAAUCAAAUAUGUGUCAUCUCAGAGCAACCAAGAUCCAGAAUUACAUGAAAUUGUAACCUUAAUUAGAAAUGCAAAGAACAAAGUUCUAUCAGACAUUGCAAAUGCUUCAAGUGAAGAGAUUUUCUCAAUAUUGAUUGAGUCAUUGAAUCAAAUAAGAGACGGGUAUAAUGAUGAUGAAAUCGACCUUUAUCCAACUUCAAGUAUGUGUAGAUUUCCUCUAAAUGAGUCUGAUUUUGGAUGGGCUAAACCAAUUUGGGUGAGUAGAGUAAAUGUGCCAUUUCAAAUGUUCUUCUUAAUGGACUCAAAAAAUGGAAUUGAAGCUAGAGUUUGCUUGAAUGAAGAUGACAUGAUUAAGUUGGAAAUUGAUGAUGAUAUUGUGGAGUUUAGUUAUGUGCCAAAGUAGUGAUAGGAUUUGGAGGGUCAUGUCCCUUGACAACUUGAGAAAAAUGGGUGAACGGCUAUUGGGCUUUAGCGCUCUGUUGUGGUAGAACCUCAUGAACAUGGCAUAUUUUCAAGACUUAUUUUUAUCUUAUGAAAUUUCUACUUUCUUUUGGUUUAUUUUCAUGUUUUUCAAUCUUUUUUUUCACAAUAUCAAGUGUAUUUUUAUUUCAAUUGUUUUGAAUGGAUUUAUUGUGUU
Molecule: messenger RNA, 1647 nt
Organism: Solanum dulcamara
Lineage: Eukaryota; Viridiplantae; Streptophyta; Magnoliopsida; Solanales; Solanaceae
Product: acetyl-CoA-benzylalcohol acetyltransferase-like
Exons: 3
Coding region: 49-1413 (454 amino acids)
Source: RefSeq, a predicted model, not a curated record